Molecule: messenger RNA, 750 nt
Organism: Cooperia oncophora
Lineage: Eukaryota; Metazoa; Nematoda; Chromadorea; Rhabditida; Trichostrongylidae
Source: the annotation of a GenBank genome assembly
AUGACUGAUAACAAGGAUGAGCUUGUGCAGAGGGCGAAGCUCGCUGAACAGGCGGAGAGGUAUGACGAUAUGGCACAGUCUAUGAAGAAGGUUACCGAGUUAGGGGCAGAACUUUCAAAUGAGGAGCGCAAUCUUCUUUCUGUCGCCUACAAGAAUGUCGUUGGUGCUCGCCGUUCGAGCUGGCGUGUCAUCUCAUCUAUUGAGCAGAAGACGGAAGGUUCUGAAAAGAAGCAGCAAAUGGCCAAAGAAUAUCGCGAGAAGGUCGAGAAGGAACUUCGAGACAUUUGCCAGGAUGUAUUGAAUUUGCUGGACAAAUUUCUUAUCCCAAAGGCCGGUAAUCCUGAGUCGAAAGUGUUUUACCUUAAGAUGAAGGGUGACUACUACAGGUACCUCGCUGAGGUUGCAUCCGGAGAAGACCGUAGCUCGGUUGUCGACAAGUCGCAGCAGUCAUACCAGGAAGCAUUUGACAUCGCCAAGGACAAGAUGCAGCCCACUCACCCCAUCCGCCUUGGCCUCGCCUUGAAUUUCUCAGUGUUCUACUACGAGAUUUUGAAUGCCCCUGAUAAGGCCUGCCAGUUGGCUAAACAGGCAUUUGAUGAUGCGAUCGCUGAGCUCGAUACCUUGAAUGAGGAUUCAUACAAGGACUCAACGCUCAUAAUGCAGCUGUUGAGGGAUAACCUCACUUUGUGGACCUCUGAUGCUGCCGCAGAUGAUCAAGAUGCAGGAGAGCAAGGCGAGGGAGCGAAUUGA